Molecule: messenger RNA, 543 nt
Organism: Saccostrea cuccullata (small rock oyster)
Lineage: Eukaryota; Metazoa; Mollusca; Bivalvia; Ostreida; Ostreidae
Product: putative nuclease HARBI1
Exons: 1
Coding region: 13-516 (167 amino acids)
Source: RefSeq, a predicted model, not a curated record
UCAAUUAACACCAUGGCUGUGUGUGAUGCCAAUUUAAAGUUUCUCAAUGUAGUAGCAAAAUGGCCAGGGUCAUCACAUGACUCAUUUGUUUGGAACAAUUCUACACUCUGUCAAAUUUUAGAAAAUAAGAUAAUAUCAAGAGGGUGGCUAUUAGGUGACAGUGGUUAUCCACUUAAACCAUAUUUACUUACACCUGUUCUAAACCCAACCACCAAGAAGGAAAAUGCCUACAAUACGGCUCAUAUGAAAACAAGAAACGUCAUUGAAAGAUGCUUUGGUGUAUGGAAAAUGCGAUUUCGUUGUGUGGACACAUCAGGUGGUACACUUCAGUUCUCACCUAAAAGAACCUGCAAUAUUAUAGUUGCAACUGCAGUUCUGCAUAAUAUAAGCAUUGACAAUAGAGUCCCAAACCCAGUUGGAAGAGCCGUUGUUAAUGACGGAAACGACAAUGUGUAUCGUGGGACAUUGAAUGACGGAUCAGAAGUUAGAAGACGAUUGAUUGAUGCUAGGUUUUAAACAACAAUAUCUUCUAUUCUUAUAUGU